Messenger RNA from Cucurbita pepo subsp. pepo (vegetable marrow), 2121 nucleotides. RefSeq names its product ribonuclease J. Lineage: Eukaryota; Viridiplantae; Streptophyta; Magnoliopsida; Cucurbitales; Cucurbitaceae. The record is from RefSeq and is a predicted model, not a curated record.
UCCUUGGCCCGCUAUCUUUCCCCCCCUCCAUUUCCCGCUUCAAAGCUCAGCUGCUUCUGAACCCUCCGCCAUACACAGGCUCUUCCCGCAAGCUACCAUUUCACAUUCACUCUGGAACUGAACCAGCAUAUGCAAUUAGAAUUUUUGGGCGGUUCUUCCGUCCUCAGUUCCCCACAUUCAGCUCCCUACAAGCAGAGGAUGGCAUCAUUUGGCGCGCUUUCACUAUGCCCCUGCAGCCCGCUGUCACGCCCUCAUCAAACAGUUCGUACUAUUUAUUGUUGCAGGGGGUCUCCUACAGUUUUAGGCAAAAAUGUCUCUAAAGAGCACCGCAAAAGACCAGGAAGAUUGGAAGGUGCUAAGAGAAGCAUGGAAGACUCCGUUCAACGCAAGAUGGAACAGUUUUACGAAGGUUCAGAUGGUCCACCUCUCCGGGUUCUUCCAAUAGGUGGUCUUGGUGAAAUUGGCAUGAAUUGUAUGCUUGUUGGGAACUAUGACCGCUACAUUCUGAUUGAUGCUGGCGUUAUGUUUCCUGACCAUGACGAGCUUGGUGUCCAGAAAAUUAUACCUGAUACCACAUUUAUUAGAAGAUGGAGUCACAAAAUUGAAGCUGUUGUUAUUACACAUGGCCACGAAGAUCACAUUGGUGCGUUGCCUUGGGUAAUUCCAGCUUUGGAUUCCCAUACACCAAUAUUCGCUUCAUCCUUUACAGUGGAGCUUAUAAAAAAGCGUCUGAAGGAAAAUGGGAUUUUUAUUCCUUCUCGACUUAAGGUGUUUAAGAUGAAAAGGAGAUUCACAGCUGGGCCAUUUGAAAUAGAGCCAAUUAGGGUUACCCAUUCCAUUCCCGAUUGUUGUGGCUUAGUUCUUCGAUGUGCAGAUGGUACAAUUUUUCAUACUGGAGACUGGAAGAUUGAUGAAUCACCAUUGGAUGGUAAAGUCUUCGAUCGAGAAACUUUGGAACAACUAUCAAAAGAAGGAGUGACUCUUAUGAUGAGUGACUCAACAAAUGUACUAUCUCCUGGAAGGACUAUUAGUGAGUCUGUGGUGGCAGAUGCACUUUUAAGACGUAUCUCUGCAGCUAAAGGAAGGGUCAUUACAACUCAGUUUGCUUCAAAUAUACACCGCCUUGGAAGUGUGAAAGCAGCCGCUGAUUUAACGGGUCGAAAGUUGGUAUUUGUUGGCAUGUCUUUAAGGACAUAUCUGGAUGCAGCCUGGAAAGAUGGAAAGGCACCGAUUGAUCCAUCGACCUUGGUAAAAGUGGAGGACAUUGAUGCCUAUGCUCCAAAGGAUUUAUUGAUUGUCACAACUGGCUCACAAGCAGAACCUCGUGCCGCCCUAAAUCUUGCAUCUUAUGGAAGUAGUCACUCUCUCAAACUGAGCAAGGAAGACAUGAUUUUGUAUUCGGCCAAGGUUAUUCCCGGUAAUGAAUCUAGAGUGAUGAAAAUGUUAAACCGUAUAUCAGAGAUUGGAUCUAAUAUAAUCAUGGGUAAGAAUGAGUUGCUGCACACAUCUGGUCAUGGAUAUCGUGGGGAAUUAGAGGAAGUACUUCAAAUUGUUAAGCCCCAGCAUUUUUUACCCAUUCAUGGAGAGCUUUUAUUCCUCAAGGAGCAUGAACUUCUGGGCCGGUCGACAGGAAUUCGUCACACAACUGUUAUAAAAAAUGGAGAAAUGCUUGGAGUAUCUCAUCUAAGAAACAGGAGAGUUUUAUCUAAUGGUUUCACCUCUCUUGGGAUGGAAAAUUUACAGUUGAAGUAUAGUGAUGGUGACAAAGCAUUUGGAUCCUCAUCUGAGCUUUUCGUUGAUGAGAGACUAAAGAUUGCAACAGAUGGCAUUAUAGUGGUCAGUAUGGAAAUCUUGCGACCCCAAAGUGUCGAUGGUUUAAAUGAGACUGGCAUUAGAGGAAAACUAAGGAUCACUACUCGAUGUUUAUGGCUCGACAAGGGGAAGCUUUUAGAUGCUCUUCAUAAAGCCGCUCAUGCAGCACUUUCAAGCUGCCCCGUAAAUUGUCCUCUAGCCCACAUGGAAAGAACUGUGUCUGAGCUUCUGAGGAAGAUGGUUAGAAAAUACAGUGGUAAGAGGCCUGAAGUCAUAGUCAUGGCUGUGGAGAACCCUGGAGGAGUUCUA